Molecule: messenger RNA, 3035 nt
Organism: Choloepus didactylus (southern two-toed sloth)
Lineage: Eukaryota; Metazoa; Chordata; Mammalia; Pilosa; Megalonychidae
Gene: PAK4
Product: p21 (RAC1) activated kinase 4
Exons: 10
Coding region: 488-2254 (588 amino acids)
Biological process (GO): intracellular signal transduction; regulation of MAPK cascade; protein phosphorylation
Cellular component (GO): cytoplasm
Molecular function (GO): protein serine/threonine kinase activity; ATP binding
Source: RefSeq, a predicted model, not a curated record
GCCUGGGGGAUUGAGGUGGGGGCGCAUGUGUGUUAGUGGGGGGCUGAGCCUGCCCCGCCCAGCCCCGCCCCCUGCCGGGCAGUUGCGGUUGGUGUUUCCAGGCUCGCCCCGCCUCCCUUCCCCGUCCCUACCCCUGUGGGCUGGAGCCGAGGCUCAGCUCCUGCCAGGGCAGGCCCGCGCCACCACCCGCUGCCAGGGAGGCCGGGGCGCAGAGCCCAGCCAGCUCUCCUGGGGGCGCCCGCCUCGAGGGCCAGGGAAGCCCCGGAGCUCCUCUCUCUGCUCCCGGGGCUAGAAGCCUCUCCGUCUGCCGCCCUGCCCCACUGAGGGGUCCCAGGAUGUAGGGAAGAGGACGGGGAAGAUGAAUAAUCCGAAGCACAGAGCGGAGCCAUCACCUGCUCGAGGGCACUUCUAGCAGAGCCAGCCUCAGACUAGGCCCGCUGGUAGGAGCCCAGGUCUCGGCUCUCGCCGAGCUGAGGCCCUCAGCGCCAUGUUUGGGAAGAAGAAGAAGCGGGUCGAGAUCUCAGCACCGUCCAACUUCGAGCACCGCGUGCACACGGGCUUCGACCAGCACGAGCAGAAGUUCACGGGGCUGCCCCGCCAGUGGCAGAGCCUGAUCGAGGAGUCAGCCCGCCGGCCCAAGCCCCUCGUCGACCCCGCCUGCAUCACCUCCAUCCAGCCUGGAGCUCCCAAGACCAUCGUGCGCGGCAACAAAGUCGCCAAGGAUGGGGCCCUCACACUGCUGCUCGACGAGUUUGAGAACAUGUCGGUGACACGCUCCAACUCCCUGCGGAAAGACAGCCCGCCGCCACCCUCCCGGGCCCACCAGGAAAACGGGAUGCCCGAGGAGCUGCUCCCCACGGCCAGAGGGGGCCCAGAGAAGGCAGGCGGCCGGAGCCGGCUGGCCGGCCGCAGCGAGGCGGGUGGCGGCAGCGGUGACAAGCGGCGAGUGGGGCCGGAGAAGCGGCCCAAGUCUUCCCGGGAGGGCUCAGGGGCGCCCCAGGAGUCCUCUCGGGACAAACGCCCCUUCUCUGGGCCCAACAUCCGCUCCCCCCAGCCUGCCAGUCUGGCCAGUGGGGCGAAACUGGCGGCCGGCCGGCCCUUUAACACCUACCCGCGGGCCGACACGGACCACCCGUCCCGGGGUGCCCAGGGGGAGCCUCACAACACGGCCCCCAAUGGGCCAUCAGCAGGGGGCCUGGCCGCCCCCCAGUCCUCCUCCCGGCCCCCCACCCGGGCCCAUGGCCCCCCCAGCCCUGGAGUGCUGGGCCCCCACGCUUCCGAGCCCCAGCUGGGCCCUCCGGCCCGCGCCCUUGCCGCCCCUGCCACCCCCGCGCCCCCGAGCCUCCGCUCACCCCAGCGGGAGCCCCAGCGGGUGUCCCACGAGCAGUUCCGGGCCGCCCUGCAGCUGGUGGUGGACCCCGGGGACCCUCGCUCCUACCUGGACAACUUCAUCAAGAUCGGCGAGGGCUCCACGGGCAUCGUGUGCAUUGCCACCGUGCGCAGCUCCGGCAAGCUGGUGGCCGUCAAGAAGAUGGACCUGCGCAAGCAGCAGAGGCGCGAGCUGCUCUUCAACGAGGUGGUGAUCAUGCGGGACCACCAGCACGAGCACGUAGUGGAGAUGUACAACAGCUACCUGGUGGGCGAUGAGCUCUGGGUGGUGAUGGAGUUCCUGGAGGGAGGUGCCCUCACCGACAUCGUCACCCACACCAGGAUGAAUGAGGAGCAGAUUGCCGCCGUGUGCCUGGCCGUGCUGCAGGCCUUGUCCGUGCUCCACGCCCAGGGUGUCAUCCACCGGGACAUCAAGAGCGACUCCAUCCUGCUGACCCACGAUGGUCGGGUGAAGCUGUCAGACUUUGGGUUCUGCGCCCAGGUGAGCAAGGAGGUGCCAAGGAGGAAGUCACUGGUGGGCACGCCCUACUGGAUGGCCCCGGAGCUCAUCUCCCGCCUUCCCUACGGGCCCGAGGUGGACAUCUGGUCGCUGGGUGUAAUGGUGAUCGAGAUGGUGGAUGGGGAGCCCCCAUACUUCAACGAGCCACCCCUCAAAGCCAUGAAGAUGAUUCGGGACAACCUUCCACCCCGACUGAAAAACCUGCACAAGGUCUCGCCUUCCCUGAAGGGCUUCCUAGACCGCCUGCUGGUGCGGGACCCAGCUCAGCGGGCCACGGCCGCCGAGUUGCUGAAGCACCCCUUCCUGGCCAAGGCAGGGCCGCCCUCCAGCAUCGUGCCCCUCAUGCGCCAGAACCGCACCAGAUGAGGCCCAGCCGCCCCGCCCCGAAACCAAAGAGCCCGUGGGCCGCCCUGCCCCUCCGGAGGCCAGGAGGGACCGGCCCUGCCCCUCCUCACCCAGGGACACUCCGAGUGACGCCGCCCUCUGGGGCCUACUACUGAACUCCGGCUUUGAUUUUGUGACUUGACGAAAAUCACAGGGACUCGUGGGAGCAAGUGAGGCUCCCAGAAGCCCGCCCCGCUCCAGGACAGGCCCUCAGCUAUGCUCCCUGUCUCCAGGAAGGACAGGGGGCCCUCCCAUCACUGGAAAUCUGCAGCGGGAGGGCACUGGGGGUGGAGAGAACACUACAAAAAGAGGUGUGUGCAUGCGUGUGUGCGUGUGUGUGCAGGCGUGUGCGGACUGUCCAGCUCCUGUCCUCCAGCCUGCAGAUGGGUGUCUCUGAGACUCUAACAUAGAACCCCCCUCCCCAUCCUGAGCCAUUACGGGGGUGGACCGUGAAUGUCUGCAGAGUGGCCUUUUCUCUCCCCCCUGCACUCUUUCUGUGGAUGGCUGGGGGUCAGGGGUCGGGGCUUCCCACCCACCCCCAGCCUCUGCAGAAGAUGACUACUGCACCUGGGCAGCCUCCUCUUUUCUAGAAAUCUAUUUAUAUUGUCAUUUUAUAACACUAGCCCUUGCCCUCACCCGCCCCGUGGGGCAGCAUUGGGUGCAGAACCACUGCUCAGUGAGGCAGUUCCUGCCCCAUGGCUACAGCCCUGCCCUCCCCGCCCUCCCCGCAAGUUAGUUUUACAAUUAAAAUAUUUUUCUUGUU